UAGUGCUAGCGCCAUCUGCGGCGAUUAUCAUAUAGUCAACAUUUGGAAACAUGGCGAAGCAUCAUCCAGAUUUAAUUUUCUGUCGCAAGCAGCCUGGUGUUGCUAUUGGUAGACUGUGCGAGAAGUGCGAUGGAAAGUGUGUAAUCUGUGAUUCCUACGUGAGACCAUGUACAUUGGUGAGGAUAUGUGAUGAAUGCAACUACGGCUCGUACCAAGGCAGAUGCGUGAUCUGCGGAGGUCCUGGAGUGUCUGAUGCGUAUUACUGUAAAGAAUGUACAAUACAGGAGAAAGACAGAGAUGGCUGUCCCAAGAUUGUAAACCUCGGAAGCUCCAAGACAGAUCUGUUCUAUGAAAGGAAGAAAUAUGGAUUCAAAAAGAGAUGAUGAUAGCAUAGGAGCAUUUGUAAAUACUGUAGUCUUGUAGUUCUGUUGUCAUUUUCAUUCUAAUAUGUAUGUGUAUAGGGGGUGUAAUAAAAAAAAACAAAGAGUAAAGGGUAAUUAUGUUGUGUACAUAUCCACCUUGUUAGGUGCUCCUAUAUUACCCCGGCUAAGCUUGUCUGCCGAUUCCAGUGCAUAAAGCUAUUUGAGGAAUUAUUUCCUGCUGGUACCUAUUCAUCUCACCUGGGUUGAGUGCAGCCGCACAUUGUUGAUCAAUUCAUUUAUGAAGGGUAUUAUAUACCAUAUAUCACUCUCACAAAACAAUUGUAAAUCUGAAUAAAGCAACAAGACAUUCACCUCUGUGUUUUUUUUAAUGCUUGAGAUUUGGAAAUCUUUGUAAUCUGGUAAUAAACAUGUGUAUUGAUUAUUGCACAAUACAUGUACUUCUUCUUGUAUGCACUUUCUUUAAACAGGUAACAGCCUGCAUGUGAGUUGACCUUUGUAAGUCAAAUAAUCGUCUAAAUUGAAGCAAUUUUUUUUCAGACAAGAUUAUUCUUCAUACCUGUUGUCGAAUUCCUCCCCAAAUUUAACAGAUUCCUGUGGUUCCAAAAUGUUCAACUUUGGCAGAGUUUUCUGUAGUGGGUAGAAUAAGUAAGGACGAUUGAGAUGAUACAUGCACAGUCUCUUACAUUUAUUUAAAAGUUAACCUUUCAGCUCCUUGAAGAUACAUGUACCGUAUAUUCAAGAGUUGAGAAACUGUUCAUCUCAGUCUUGGAAUUCAUCAAUGCUGCCCUCUCUAGGCAAUCUAGUGAACAUGAUAUUAAUGAAAUAUGCAUUUUCUUCUGAUGGAUUAUUCACAGAGAGUAUGGACUGUUAAGAUUAUGGAAUGCCAAAAAGAUUAUGGAAUGCCAAAAAUGUCAACAUUUUGUUUACAUUCUCUGUUUCUUGUGUUUUCUUUGUUCAUUUCUCAUGCUUUUAAUGGUGUAUAAAUCAUUUUCAGUGUAAAGACAGUUUUGAACAAUUUGAGUGUCAAACGAGCUUAUAAAUUGAACCUGUACUGUUACAGAUUUGUGUCACUUAGCUAUCCACAGUUAAACCGCAAUUUUAUACCUGUUUGAAUUAAAUUAGAGUCCAGAAUGCGGACCACAGAGACUAUAAUGAAGUUAAUCCUAGUAGUGAGUAAAGAUGUAUAUCCUUGAGCAAUCUCAUAUUGUUACCUUGUAAGACUGAAAUGCCCAGAAGAACUACCAUUUUUUUUUUACAGAAACAGAAAUUCUAUGAUAGUGUGAUAUAGUUGGAGUUUUUUUUAAUGGCUGAGACACACUUCGAGUUUUAUGGCAGGAUAGUCUCUAAUUAGGAAGGAAUGUAUUUAUUGGUUUGUUUGGCUAAUUAGACCAAGUGAUUAGUAGGUGACCUGGUUAUAGAUGACCUAGUUCUAGAUGUAGUAUGAGACCAUCUGAGAAGAAACGAAUGGCAAGUAGAUUGUGUAGACGAACUACUUGUAGACCAAUAAGCAAUUUACCUUGUGACUUAAAACAGCA
Molecule: messenger RNA, 1918 nt
Organism: Lytechinus variegatus (green sea urchin)
Lineage: Eukaryota; Metazoa; Echinodermata; Echinoidea; Temnopleuroida; Toxopneustidae
Product: PHD finger-like domain-containing protein 5A
Exons: 3
Coding region: 51-383 (110 amino acids)
Biological process (GO): mRNA splicing, via spliceosome
Cellular component (GO): catalytic step 2 spliceosome; U2 snRNP; precatalytic spliceosome
Source: RefSeq, a predicted model, not a curated record